CGCGGACCAGGGAGCUCCUGUUCGACCUGUAUCGUCUCGGAAGUACAAGGGGAGAGAAGGAAAAGGAGAGUGAUGUUUGUAGCGGCUGCUAUGCAGAGAAGAAACCUGGAAAAGGAGGAGACUGUUAGAUGCCUGCACUGAAGAAUUGGACCACAGCACAGGGUAAGGGAGGAACCACCAGACAGACACACUCCGGCCUUUUCGUAAGCUCCUCCCUUCGCCUGAGCGUGCGGCGGAAGACGCACGCAGGAAGGGGCGGAGCCAAGGGCACUAAGAGCGCGCACGCGCGGGUCUCGCGAGAGCAGUGGAGGGCGGAAGCACAGUUAGUGCAGGAUGCGGUUCCUGGUUGCGUUGAUCCUGCUGAGCGUCGUAGUGGCGGUAGACCUACCGCUAGAAAACUCUAGCCAGUCGCAGCCUCCGGCGACGGGAGACGGCUCUAGCAAGGGGAAGUCCCAGGUGCAGUCCACAGAAGAUGACUCUAACAAGGAGAAGCCCCAGCUACAGUCCACGGGAGUUAACUCUAACAAGGAGAAGUCUCAACUGCAGUCCUCGGGAGACGGCUCUAGCAAGGUGAAUCCCCAGCCACAGUCCACGGGAGACGGCUCUAGCAAGGUGGAUCCCCAGCCACAGUCCACGGGAGACGGCUCUAGCAAGGUGGAUCCCCAGCCACAGUCCACGGGAGACGGCUCUCGCAAGGUGGAUCCCCAGCCACAGUCCACGGGAGACGGCUCUCGCAAGGUGGAUCCCCAGCCACAGUCCACGGGAGACGGCUCUCGCAAGGUGGAUCCCCAGCCACAGUCCACGGGAGACGGCUCUCGCAAGGUGGAUCCCCAGCCACAGUCCACGGGAGACGGCUCUCGCAAGGUGGAUCCCCAUCCACAGUCCACGGGAGACGGCUCUAGCAAGGUGGAUCCCCAGCCACAGUCCACGGGAGACGGCUCUCGCAAGGUGGAUCCCCAGCCACAGUCCACGGGAGACGGCUCUCGCAAGGUGGAUCCCCAGCCGCAGUCCACGGGAGACGGCUCUCGCAAGGUGGAUCCCCAGCCGCAGUCCACGGGAGACGGCUCUCGCAAGGUGGAUCCCCAGCCGCAGUCCACGGGAGACGGCUCUAGCAAGGUGGAUCCCCAGCCACAGUCCUCGGGAGACGGCUCUCGCAAAGUGAAUCCCCAGCCGCAGUCCUCAGGAGAGGGCUCUCGCAAGGUGGAUCCCCAGCCACAGUCCACGGGAGACGGCUCUAGCAAGGUGGAUCCCCAGCCACAGUCCUCAGGAGAGGGCUCUAGCAAGGUGGAUCCCCAGCCACAGUCCACAGGAGACAGCUCUCGCAAGGUGAAUACCCAGCCACAGUCCACGGAAGAUGGCUCUAGCAAGGUGAAUACCCAGCCACAGUCCACAGAAGAUGGCUCUAGCAAGGUGGAAUCUCAGCCACAGUCCGUGGGAGACAGCCCUAGUAAGGUAAAGCCCCAACCGCAGUCCACAGGACAGGGCUCCAGCAAGCAGAAGCCCCAGCCCCAGACCACGGGAGAUGACCCUAGCAAGGAGAAGCUGCAGCAGCAGUCCUUGAACUCCAACAAGCUGGUCUCCAACCCCUCCUCUGAUAACAAGGAACCCCCCAAUUCUGACUUAAACAUACCAGCUGACAAAGAUACCUCUCUGCAUGCUUCUAGAGGUGAAUCUGGGGAGACAGUAUUACUGGACUCUGACCCCACUUCUCCACAGCAGGAGAGGGAAGGUAAGUCUUCAGAGCUUACAGAAGAUGUGGAGCCCAAGAAGGCUGAGGAAGGCGAUACAGAGCCUGAAGGUUCACCGCCCCAAGAAGAGAAAGAGAUGCCCGGCCUUGCCUCCAGUGAGAACCGUGAAGGAACACUUUUGGAUUCCAUGGGUAGGGAGAAUGAUGACCUUUAUAAAGACAGUCUUGGAAGUGCCAGUGCAGAGAGCAGCCACUUCUUUGCAUAUCUGGUGACCGCAGCCAUACUUGUUGCUGUCCUCUAUAUUGCCUAUCACAACAAGCGGAAGAUUAUUGCUUUUGUGCUAGAAGGAAAAAGAUCUAAAGUUACUCGACGGCCAAAGGCCAGUGAUUACCAACGUUUGGACCAGAAGAUUUGAUUUCUCUGUUCUUGAGAACUUUGUCCUCCCUGCUGAUUUGUUUUUAAAUCAAGAGAAAUGAAGAAAAAAAAGUACUGUGACCUAAGAGACACCCCCUCCUCUAGGGUUUGGUGGCAAAUCGGGCCUGGCAGAGGCGGGGGGGUAUUGCUUAGCUUUUUGCACCUGCACUUUGGUGACCUUGUACUCCUGUGUCCCCAUCACCUAUGCUGGUGUCUUCCAUCCUUUCCUCCUCUGAGUGUGAGUAGAGGGAGCAUGUGGGAAGCCAGCUAUGACCAAAGGGAGACCUCAGCCCCAGGCAGGCUGCUGCUGCUGACUGCCUUCCCUUGGGCCUUGGCCCUUUCGUAGUUACCCCUUGAAAACAAACAGCAUUGCACCCACCACAAGUUAUCUUUGCAGACCUAGGAGAAAACUAGGUUGAAAAGUCAACCUAGGAGAAAACUCACCUGCAGGUUGAGGUGCUUCUAUACCAAGGCCUCAUCUGGAGGGAUGUGCCCUACAAAAGAUGUAGAAGGUGAAUGCUGACGGGCAGAGGGCUACUUUGAAUACGUAAUUCUCUUCAAAGGCUUCAGCAGCAAACCCAAACAGCUUUUAAAAAGUGCUUUAUUGCCUGCAGUCCAACCUGUCUAGUGUAAGUUCUUCACAUUUUCCUGAUAUUUUCGUAUUACUUAAGACAAAGUGAGUCAACUUCCAUUUGGUUGUACUGAGCAUAAAACUGAACUUGGGGAUUCUGGAAGUAAAGCUGUAAAGCCACGGUUCCCAUCACAGAUUUUUUAAAAUAUAGUUAUGAUUAUUGAAAAUAC
Felis catus (domestic cat) is the source of this 2903-nucleotide messenger RNA. It is a transcript of the gene TGOLN2, whose product is annotated as trans-golgi network protein 2. The record is from RefSeq and is a predicted model, not a curated record. The transcript has 4 exons. Gene Ontology annotation, cellular component: trans-Golgi network transport vesicle; endosome; trans-Golgi network. Bases 334 to 2103 code for a protein of 589 amino acids. NCBI's taxonomy places the organism in Eukaryota, Metazoa, Chordata, Mammalia, Carnivora, Felidae.